UCAGUUUUGCAGUAAAGGAGUCAGGAGCUCUUGCUGUUCAAACUACAUAAGUAUGACUGGCAUUAGCAGAAGAGUCCUUGAAGUUGGAUUGACACAGAAAGGAUGCUGCUCCACAGUGUGACGUUAGCUGUCUGCUUUCUCCUGACCUCAUCAAGCCCUCAGAAAACUGCCCAGUCCUGUGUUUUCUCUGUUCUCCAAUCAUCUGGGCUGAGUGUCAACUGCAGCUCUUUAAACCUCAUGGAGCUGCCUCAUCUACCUUCAGAAACCACAGAACUUUAUGUGCAUGACAACCAGCUAACCUCGGUGCCUCCAGGCUGGUUUGACCGACUGCCUAACUUAAAAAAGGUGUCGCUGUCUCCAAACCCGUUCCGCUGUGACUGCAGCAUCCAGUACCUGAGGAACUGGCUGUUAAAGAACAAGGCUGUUGUCUCAGAGGAGCCUUUAUGUUCUAGUCCAGACUCUGUAGCUCAAAGAACCAUCACUUGCCUUGGUGAUGCCUACUUCUCUUCAUGCAGUUUUCCACGCAUACAUCAAAUAACCACCUCCAUCUGUGUUUAUGUGUCUUAUAAUACAGUCUCAGCAGUGAUGGUGUUCUGCAUUAAUCUUCUGCUUUUGUGGAGUUUGAAACUUGCCAGAAAAUCUACCUUCACCCUGUAUGUGGAAGAGAGACACUCAGGAUUUGAGGCGGACUCUCUGCGCUCACUGAAGCCCAAACACAGGAGAAGGUUGCACACCGGACUUUCAGGGGUCAGUGCCGACUCGGAUUCUCUUAUUCUAUCAGAGGACUUGGAAAGGCCACUCCUCAAUAUGGAGUUACUCCCACAAGUGCUAGAAACGUUACACAAGAAGCACAACAUAAAAAUUAAGGCCACCUAACGGACUUUUGUUUGCACCUCAGAUAAAACUGGCAAAAAGUAAAAAAAGAAGGAAGGGAAAAUUAGGUUAAAACAAAGAUGCUAAAUGGAUUUUUUCUGACUUUGCAGCAGCCAUUUUACAUUAAAGUCCAACUAAUUGAGUUUUCAUUUUUUGCUAUACUUCACAAUCAAACCUACUUUGUUUAAUUCAUUAGAGAGAUUACUUACAGGAGUUGUUUUAUUUAUUGUUCCUUGCAAACUAUAAGUGACAAUUUUGAUUUCUGUGUCCAGAACUCUUUCAUGCUUUUGUUCACCUUUAAGUGUGUUGUGUUGAUGUUCAUGACUGAUUGAAAAAAAAGCAAAUGGAAAUCUGGGCUUUUGUUGAUUUAACUGUACUUGCAUUGAGACUGUAGGAAAAGAUAACUGAGUAACAGCUCUUUGAUGCCUGAUAUUGUCUGAAUGGAAGGACAUUUCGGUGGAAAAUGGUAUAAAAUAUGAUGGAAGCCCAAACAUAAGCAAAGGAUUUUCUUCCUCAGUUUUAGU
Molecule: messenger RNA, 1397 nt
Organism: Cyprinodon variegatus (sheepshead minnow)
Lineage: Eukaryota; Metazoa; Chordata; Actinopteri; Cyprinodontiformes; Cyprinodontidae
Gene: gp9
Product: platelet glycoprotein IX-like
Exons: 2
Coding region: 103-876 (257 amino acids)
Source: RefSeq, a predicted model, not a curated record